UCCCGGUUCCUCCCUUCGCUCGUCGCCAAUCAUCCUCCACACUCCGGAUCCUGAUCUCUCUGCCAUUGGGACAGGAGGAGAAGGGAGGCUGGGCAGCCGAGAAAGACGAAUCGUGACGAGGCACCAAAGCGCGGUGUUAUGCACCCGCUGACCUACUAACAUACAUUCGAGAGAGCCGUGGCGCUGCCCGCUGAACGAAGCGCUGCGUGAAUGUCUCCGGAGUGAAACACAAGAUACGAGCGCACCGCAAGACACAAUACUGCACCCCACCGCACCCCGAACCAGAGCCAGAACCGGGACUCAGGCUCCGCAGCAUCAGACAAACAAACACAACCGAUUUGAAAUAGACCAGCGAGGGCAGAAAACUGUGGACUUCAUUUUAUUAAAACGCAUAUUUUUUUUUUUUUUUUUUCUUUUGGCAAAACAGAUCGUUCCUGUUGGCUGUCUUUUGGAAGAAGUUCUGGCACAGACUAGAACUUCGGGAACUAUUUUUCAAAUCCACCUGCUAAAUACACACAGACCAAGACAAACAAAACCCGUUGAGCCUGUCUUUGAGAACACAGCAUUGAACAAAUCCAACGCUACAUAAAUGAGGACUAACUUUGUGGAACAUCAUCGCUUUCUGAUGUCCCUGGCAAACCUCGGCACUUGAUCUUGGACAAUUCUACAGGAAACCAUUGCGACUGCAGAUUGCUGGAAAACAGCUUCUCUCCUCUUUUAGGGCUCAAUGCCAUGCGUGAGUCAUCGGCUCAGCCUGACUGGACAAUGGAAAGCCUGCACUCUCCUGCCAUGAGCAUUGCCGACAGUUACUAUGAAGAAAGGCUCGGAUCCCCGCCCCCUUCCGGGCUCCUCAAACCCAAACCCAGCACGAGCUGCCGGCGCAAACGGGAGUUCAUCUCGGACGAGAAGAAAGACGCCUCCUACUGGGAGAAGAGGCACAAGAACAACGAAGCCGCCAAGCGCUCGCGGGAGAAGCGCCGCCUCAACGACGCGGUCCUGGAGAAGCGCGUGCUGGCCUUGAACGAGGAGAACGUGGGCCUCAAGACCGAGCUGCUGCAGCUCAAGCUGCGCUUCGGGCUGAUCAGCACCUCCUCCUACGUGGAGAAGAGCCAGCAGCUGAGCGCCUGCUCCGUCAACCGCUACUUCGCUUCCAGAGGCUGCUCCAGCGGCUCCCAGGUCGCGCUCCAGUCCGAUUCCUCCGAGGCUGAGCAGUCGAGCCAGGGCGGGGGGCACACCCCUCUGGCAAAGUACUCGCCCCGCGGCUCCCUCUCCGACAUGUCCGACAGUUCUUGCAGGGGCAGCCCCGAACCUAUGAACUACGACCUGAAACCAUCCCACUUGGACCUUUCCCCUUCCCCCUCCUCCUCCCCCUACUCCCCCUCCUCCUCCUCCUCCUCGGAGCAGGAGAACCCUGCGGUGAUGUUCCGGAGUUCAUCCCACCGCCACGAAGUGGGAACGGCUUUCCAUCACAGGCCAACGCCCCCCCACAGGGGCGUGAUCCUCUACAGAAACAACGGCAGCUCUUACCCAGUGGAGCCUCCACAAGACCCAGAGCAACAGCAGCAGCACCCAGCCUCCCUGGAAGAGCUCGGCACAAGCCAGGCUCUGUCCGGCUACCUGUACCCAGCUCCCCAGCCCCAAAUCCUAGCCCCUGCAUCUCCUCUUCCCUACGAACCUUCAAGUCUGGCAGGGCAGGAGACCUACAGUCGCCAGUCCCCGGCGCCACCCUACGCGGCGGACUUCUUGAAACCCAGCUGCACAGCUUUUGAGCACCCCUACCCCAGCCCCCCGUCCCACAGCUACGCGGACAGGAGGCACGGCUACUUCCACAAAGCCUCCGCUAAAGAUUGUCCAUCCUCCUCCUCCUCCAGCAAGGGCAGUCCCAAGAGCUCCGAUAAAGACGCAUCCACCGACGAAGACUCCCCGGCCUCCUGUCCAGAGAUCAGAGGCUACCACUGCCUGUCCGCCCCACCUCUGUCCCCAUUCCCCCAAACCGACUCCCAGACGGAGAUCAAAGCGACCGCCUUGCCCCACAAACUGCGACUAAAGUACCGGGCGCUCGGCAGUAGCUUAGAGGCUCCCGUCCUGCCACAGCACCCCUACCUAGUGCUCUCUCACGGCAACCAGCAAGCGGGCAGCGAGAGGGACGACCGCAGCGAGGAAGAGGCCUACCAGACGGCAGUCGGGUCCUGCAAACCGCGAGAAGGGGAGUCGGAAAGGUGGGCCAUUAAAAGGCGCGACUAGAUUCUAAAGACUCUAAGCACCCCUGGUGAGGUCGAGGUGGAGCCUGCACAGCACUUGAGAAUUUUCUCUGCUGCAGGGCGUAGAAGGACUAGGGGAUGAGGGAUGGGGGGAAAAAGGGAAGGGAAACGUACUUUCUUAGACAGGUUUGGAACUAGUCAUAUGAAGCUAACAAGACUCACGCCAAGCUGGCUUUUACAUUGCAAGAACGUUUUCUCGACCAAAGAAACUAGUUCCAUUCACCGCCCCACCCACCAUGCCUCCUAAAAUGUUUUUUUAUUAUUUUAUUUUUUUUUUACAAGCACUUGGAUUGUAAAUUUGAAUGUGAUAUAUAUAUAUUUUAAAUAAGAUAACGGGAGAUGAGUGAACGGGGGGCGUUGUGUGUUGAGACUGCCGUGCUGUUUAACUGGUGUUUCAGUCGCCAGGCAGACCCCUUCAGAAAGUGGCGCGGUGUCGAGGGAUUGGAGCAGGCUAGGGAGCUGUGCACUACGAGAGCCAGUUCUUGAAGUGGGGCACUGCUGGCUGUUUCUAGGGUUUCUGAUCAUUUUGUUUCCGUUUUGAAGUUCUUUAAUAUUGAGUCCAUUCCCUCCCCCUGUGGGUUUUGACGACUCCCUGUUCCAGAACAUUCUGUUAUGCUGCUGCUGGGAAUGAGCGCUUAGCAACCAUCGCGUGUUGGGCAGGGCGAAUAAAACUGAAACUACUGAAUGAGGCAAAUAAAAUAUAUUUUACCACUAGUGUAACAGCUUCAUCAAACCCUGUGCUUUUUCCUAAAGGAGGGAUAUUACUGGUUGGGAGAGACACAAACGCUAUAUUUAUAGACACAGGUUUUAGGGUCUGCUUGUUUCUAAGAGCCUCCCUUUCUCUUUCUAAAGCAGUCAACCCAAAUCGAGAAGCUCACUUCAGUUCACCUUUCAGGUGUGUUUAUUGGACCAGGAUAGAGCCCCUGAGACAGACAUCUCCUUUACAAAGGGGGUCCUGGCAGGACAAGGCUGCGGGAAAUAACAUUAUAAAAAUCAACGGCAAAUAAGAGGCAAAACCGCUCAAACAGGACGAAAACACUUCAGUCCUAAAAACAGGGAUCUGAAAGCCUGAAAUAAAAACAUAAUUGACUUGAUCCUGGGUCUAGUCUGUAUUUACAGGAUUCGCAAAACCCUGGUUUACAAUCUGAAUUAAUAAAAAUCCCAUUCCUACCCCAGAGUAUCACUCUGAUAGAAACCCCAGCUAGCAGAGCCAUCAGCAGAGCGUUACCAGCCCUGCCUGCCUGUCUGCUACUGACCACAGCACUGCAAACACAAUGGAGCUGCACAGCCCAGCGGUCCUGCCAGC
Messenger RNA from Polyodon spathula (Mississippi paddlefish), 3567 nucleotides. RefSeq lists its product as uncharacterized. The record is from RefSeq and is a predicted model, not a curated record. Gene Ontology annotation, molecular function: DNA-binding transcription factor activity; DNA binding. Gene Ontology annotation, biological process: circadian rhythm; regulation of DNA-templated transcription. Gene Ontology annotation, cellular component: nucleus. NCBI's taxonomy places the organism in Eukaryota, Metazoa, Chordata, Actinopteri, Acipenseriformes, Polyodontidae. The transcript has 2 exons. Bases 733 to 2244 code for a protein of 503 amino acids.